Staurois parvus is the source of this 433-nucleotide messenger RNA. The record is from the annotation of a GenBank genome assembly. NCBI's taxonomy places the organism in Eukaryota, Metazoa, Chordata, Amphibia, Anura, Ranidae.
CGCUGGUGCGCUGUGUCCCUCGGACACAGCGGAUCACGGAAAGAGCCGAAGAUGUCGGCUCGGUCAUCUGAUCAAUCACAGCUGAUCACAUGAGAGCUGGUAAUCAGCUUUCCGCGGAGGGGACAUGUACACUGAUCAUCAGGGCACUGAUGAUCAGUGUGCCCUGAUGAUCAGUGUGGCCCCAGAAGUGCCACCUGUCAGUGCUCAUCAGUGCUAUGUGCCAGUGCCCAUCAGUGCCACAUCAAUGCCACAUAUCAGUGCAUACCAGUGCACAUCAAUGCCACAUAUCAGUGCCCAUCUGAGCUGCCUUUCAAUGUCACCCAUCAGUGCCAGUCAGUGCCCCCUAUCAAUGCCAAUCAGUGCCACCUAUCAGUGCUGCCAAUCAGUGCCACCUAUCAGUGCCAGUCAGUGUCGCCUAUCAGUGCACAUCAGU